Molecule: messenger RNA, 1193 nt
Organism: Hippocampus comes (tiger tail seahorse)
Lineage: Eukaryota; Metazoa; Chordata; Actinopteri; Syngnathiformes; Syngnathidae
Gene: cyc1
Product: cytochrome c-1
Exons: 7
Coding region: 48-971 (307 amino acids)
Biological process (GO): mitochondrial electron transport, ubiquinol to cytochrome c
Cellular component (GO): respiratory chain complex III
Molecular function (GO): heme binding; electron transfer activity
Source: RefSeq, a predicted model, not a curated record
CAGCGCCAGCCGAGAGAGCGAGAGGGCAGUAGGACGGGAAAGAAAAGAUGGCGGCGUUACGAGUCGCGGCGCUCUCGGGGAGCGGGAGAGCUCUCCUGCGCACCCCGAAAAACAUCACCACGCCAAAGGCCAAAAUGUCCUUCACCAGCCUGCCUCGCAGCCAGAAGGUGGCGCUGACCACACUGGGCGUGAUAGGCGCCGGCGCCGCCGGCCUGGCCCUGGCACUGCACCAGUCCGUCAAAGCCUCCGACCUGGAGCUCCAUCCGCCCAACUACCCCUGGAGCCACGGCGGGCCGCUGUCGUCCCUGGACCACGCCAGCAUCCGCCGCGGCUACCAGGUGUACAAGCAGGUGUGCUCGGCCUGCCACAGCAUGGAGUACCUGGCCUUCCGCAACCUGGUGGGAGUGUCGCACACAGAGGACGAAGUCAAGGCCAUCGCCGAGGAGGUGGAGGUGGUCGACGGUCCCGACGAGACGGGCGAGAUGUUCACCCGGCCCGGCAAGCUCUCCGACUACUUCCCCAAACCCUACGCCAACCCGGAGGCGGCCCGCGCGGCCAACAACGGCGCCCUGCCGCCCGACCUCAGCUACAUCGUCAACGCCAGGCACGGCGGCGAGGACUACGUGUUCAGCCUGUUGACGGGCUACUGUGAGCCCCCCGCCGGCGUGGCAGUGAGGGAGGGUCUCUACUACAACCCCUACUUCCCCGGACAGGCCAUCGGCAUGGCGCCGCCCAUCUACAAUGAGAUUCUGGAAUACGACGACGGGACCCCCGCCACCAUGAGCCAGGUGGCCAAGGACGUGUGCACCUUUCUGAGGUGGGCGGCGGAGCCCGAGCACGACCAGCGAAAGCGCAUGGGACUCAAGCUCUUGAUGGGCUCGGCCAUCCUGGUGCCACUCCUGUACUACAUGAAACGACACAGGUGGGCUGUACUCAAGAGCAGGAAGAUCGCCUACAGGCCGCCCAAAUAAGGGCGCGCGUGCGAGGAUCUGGAUGACACCCACCCACACAUCAGUGACAAACGCACACAAGCAUCUUUGCAUCGUGUUUAUUACACAAAGAAAGGAAAUCGGUAACAAACUAGCUGCUGUGUGUCAACAGUUGAUGGAAUUUUUUUCGUUUGUUAAAUACUCAACGACCAUGUGAGGACCUCGCCUGUUUUACUGUACAAAAUAAAUUAUAUCCCAAAACAA